AUGCCAGUUCUUCACCAGUGGGAUUACCUCUUCGCUUUCGGUGUCCUCGCCGCAGCGCUUGAUUCCUACAACAUCGGUGCUAACGAUGUGGCUAAUUCCUUCGCUACAUCUGUUGGGUCGCGCUCACUGACGCUCCUGCAAGCAUGCUUGGCUGCUGCUGUGAUGGAGUUCCUUGGGGGUGUACUUGUCGGUGCACGCGUCUCUGGCACGGUCAAAAACGGCAUUAUCUCGUUGGCCGCAUUCCAAAAUAAUGCCGGUGUUCAACUCCUUGGUUUCACCGUGGCCCUUUGCUGCUCCGCUAGCUGGUUGAUGAUCGCCACAAGAUAUUCUUGGCCUGUCUCAACCACUUACUCAAUCGUUUCCGCCCUUGCUGGCGUCGGUGUCGCUGUGGGCGGUGCGGAUUCUGUGAACUGGGGAUGGAACGACGGCAAGGGUCUCGCCACCAUCUUCGCCGGCUUCCUCAUAGCCCCCGGUAUCUCUGCAGGCUUCGCUGCUGUUGUAUACAUGCUCACUAAAUACGGCGUCCUCCUCCGCAAAAACCCACUCCGAGCUGGCUUCAUCGCCGCGCCGAUCUUCUUCUUCGGUGUCAGCGCUAUCUUGACCAUGGUCAUUGUUUACAAGGGCUCGCCUACCCUUCACUUGGAUGAAAAGCCACCUAACCAGAUGGCCGCCAUCAUCCUCGGCGCAUCCUCUGUUGUUAGUCUCUUGUCCGUAUUGUUCUGGUUGCCCUAUGUAUAUUGCAAGACAGUCCGCAACGAUUACACUCUUCGCUUCUACCACUUCUUCCUUGGCCCUAUGCUCUGGUACCGUCAACCACCCGCUGACGCCGCCGACGGAGUUGUCUCUGCUGUUCCGGAUUACCGCCACGUGAAAGAAGAAAUUCCCCAGACCGAUAGCAGCCAGCAAUUCCAUGUAGAUGAGGAGAAGGUCUCAGAAACGGGAUCCCAGGAUUUCAAGAGGAUGCCUGCCCCCGAUGCCCCCGCCGUCCCUCCUGCACCACAACCGGCUGCUUUGGCCGCUGUCGACGCUCACCCCAUCGUCGGUGAAUGGUACCUCCCCAAGAAUCUCUGGACAAUUCUGAGGUACAAGUCGGGAUCGUACUUAUGGAAGGCCCUCACGCAUGGCAUGUUGGUUGAUGUCCAUGCCCUCCAGGCCAAUGACAAUCUGGACGACAUGCACAGACGUGCUGUCCAAUACGACAACAAAACCGAGCACUUAUAUUCGUUCAUCCAAGUCAUGACUGCUUGCACUGCUAGUUUUGCCCACGGUGCUAACGAUCUUGGAAACGCCGUUGGACCCUUCUCUGCUAUCUUCGAGAUAUGGCAUACUGGCGUACCUGCCGGGAGGAACAGCACAACACCCGUAUGGAUUCUCGUCGCCGGAGCCUCUUUCCUCGUUCUUGGUCUUGCUACAUACGGGUACAAGAUCAUGGCUACCCUGGGCAAUCGCCUGACUCUCCACUCCCCAUCUCGUGGAUACAGCAUGGAGUUGGGCUCCGCUAUCACAGUCCUCCUCGCCUCCCAAUACGCCAUCCCUGUCUCCACCACUAUGUGCAUAACCGGUGGUACCCUCGGUGUUGCCCUCUGCAAUGGCGACAUCAAGUCGUUCAACUGGAAGCACCUUGGGUGGAUCGUCCUCGGAUGGGUCUUGACUGUCCCGGUCGUCGGCGUCGCUGCGGGAUGUACUAUGGGUAUUAUUCUCAAUGCUCCUCAUUUCGUCUAG
Molecule: messenger RNA, 1722 nt
Organism: Pleurotus ostreatus (oyster mushroom)
Lineage: Eukaryota; Fungi; Basidiomycota; Agaricomycetes; Agaricales; Pleurotaceae
Exons: 11
Coding region: 1-1722 (573 amino acids)
Biological process (GO): phosphate ion transmembrane transport
Cellular component (GO): membrane
Source: RefSeq, a predicted model, not a curated record